Coregonus sp. 'balchen' is the source of this 645-nucleotide messenger RNA. NCBI's taxonomy places the organism in Eukaryota, Metazoa, Chordata, Actinopteri, Salmoniformes, Salmonidae. The record is from the annotation of a GenBank genome assembly.
AUGAAUGUUAUCAUUGUAAGAGUCUCUGGGGAAAGACAAAUGCACACUGCCUCUAAAAUGAGUUUCUCUGGGGAGAGAGAGAGGGGAGGGAGGGAGAUGAGGAGCACACUGCUUCUAAAAGGAGGCACUCUGAGGAACUUGACCCUGACAAUGUUGCUAGACUGAAAUUGUGUGGUUCUGUGUGUAUGUACAAGUGUUAUUGUGUGAGUGUUAAGUGUUAUUGCGUAAGUGUUUGUAAUACCAUCACUUCAUCAUCAUUAGAAUAGAUGAGAGAUUGAAGGUCUGCCUCUGUUUUCCAAUCAAGCCCAAUCAAGCAGGAGAGAGCAGAUUCACCUGUUCACAGCUGUGUGUCCAUGAAAAGUGGCAUGUCAAUGGAUCCUCCAUACAACUUUAGACGAGGAGAGGUUUCCACUGAUCAAAGUCUGCGUGAUUUGUACUUUCCUGCCUUCCUAUCUGCAUAGAACAUUGUGAAGUUUACAGAAAAUCAGCUACAGUACAUUUUAUGUGCUUUAGUCACUCUUUCCUUUUGAUAGGGUCCAGCAGGAGAGACCAGACACCCAUGCACUCAGCUGUGUGUCCAUGAAGAUUGACUGGUCAAUGGGACAUCCAAAAGAGUUCAGGAAGGAAUACUCUUCCGUUGGCAAA